AUGGGAGCUUGGGUAUUAGCGAGUGUGUUCUACGCAUGUUUCGUGCUAACAGAAGGGCAAAGUUCCGUGGGUACCACCAGGUUCACAAUCCAGCCUAUCCCGGUCAGGCUAGCGAGACACGCUCAAGGAAUAGACGCGACGAAAGGUCUACUUGUCGGAGGUGGUAUACACAGCGCUGUACCCAUAGAAAACAACCCCGUAGCCUCGGCGACGAAUUACGAACCCUAUGACGUGAAAUAUUACAAGUUCAGCGCGGAGGACGCGAAGAACCCUAGCCCUUACGUCUACAACUAUAACAACGAGAUUGGCAGCUACGAAAACGGCGUCAAUUACAACGAGUUCACCUCUAUAGAGGCCGAAGCUGAGGGAUACAGCCAAAACUUGGACACUGCAUACGAGCAUUAUAAAACAGCUACUAGCUUCACCUUAGAAGGUCCAAAACAAUUGGAGACGAUCACCACGCACAGCUUCCACAAAGAAAGCGAGCCUUUCGAUGUGUCCGGUUUCCAAAACUCCCACAAAGAAGAUGAGGAGCAUGCCGAGGUCCACUACCACCAACACAAGCACCUGCACAAGCAUAACCACAGACAGGAGCAUAUGCACAAGCACGAGCAGAAGCACAAGCACGAGCACGGUCACGACCACGGUCACCAAGCCCAACACGAGCACAAACACGAGUCCCAUCAUAAACAUGCCCACAAGUCUGACCACAAACAUGUUCAUAAAGGCGAACAUCGCCACAGUCAUCAUCAGGAACAUAAGCAUUCCCACCAAGGCUCUCAUAAACACGAGCACAAGCACCAGCAGGAGCAUAAUCAUGGCCACCAUCACGGCCAUAAGCAUUCUCACCAUGGGGAACACAAACAUUCCCAUCAUAACGAGCAUAAGCAUGACCACCACCACGGACAUAAGCAUGAGAAUAAACAUCAGCACAAACAUGAGCAUCAUGGACAACAUAAGCAUCAUCAUGGGCAUAAAGACGAACAUAAGCAUCAGCAUCACGGCAGCCAUCACCACAAGCACUCCCAUCACAAGCACUGA
This is a messenger RNA of Anoplophora glabripennis (Asian longhorned beetle), 1041 nucleotides long. RefSeq lists its product as uncharacterized. The transcript has 2 exons. The record is from RefSeq and is a predicted model, not a curated record. Bases 1 to 1041 code for a protein of 346 amino acids. NCBI's taxonomy places the organism in Eukaryota, Metazoa, Arthropoda, Insecta, Coleoptera, Cerambycidae.